AUGCCCAGAAAACCAGAAAUUGAAUACAUUUCGUUACCAGCAUGUAGAAAAGGCGAAGGAAAAAAUGCUCCGGUCCAUUUAAAAAAGUCUUUUGAAUGUUUACAGAGGCUUGCAAAUAAUGCUUUGAAGGCCGGCCCGUUUAGCAUUGCAAGGGAUAAACAGUUUCCUCAUGUAGCUCCUUCUGGAGAUGUUCAUGACUUCCUCAGCUAUGCACCAUAUUGGUGGCCAGAGGAUACAGACGAUAAGAACACUAAAUAUGUACGAAAAGAUGGAAAAAGGAACCCAGGUUUGCUUAAGAAUAAGACACAUGUAAAGAAACCGACUAAGCAUUACAAAGAUAUUGGAAUCGUGAAAGACCAGCAACAGCUAGAGUUAUUUGCUGAAAACUUUAUGUACCUUUGUCUUGGUUACUUCUUUUUUGAAACGGAGAAUUAUGCAGCUCAUGCGGUGGAGUUGUUGCAGAUUUUUUUUUUAAAUGAAACAACUCGUAUGAAUCCCAACUUAAACUAUGCUCAACUUGUUCGAGGCAGUCAAAACUGUACAAAGAUGGGCCGUGGUGAAGGAGUCGUUAGUGGAAGAGCUCUUUGUAGAAUUGCAAACAUGCUGUCAUACUUGGAUAAUUUUUAUCUUUAUCGUCCAAUUGAUCGGUACAUCAAAGCAUGGUUUAAUCAAUACUUUCAAUGGCUUGUUGAAAGCCCCGUGGCUAAACAAGCUGCACAGGCAAAAAAUAAUGUUCAUACCUGGUACAUCGCUCAUGUUGUUUCUACUAUACGCUUUUUGAACCCAUCAUCUGCAGAGUUAACUCGUCAUAUUGUAGGCUUUUUCGAAAAGACGCUGUCAGAACAAAUAGAUAUGGCAACAGGAGAUCAACCUUCAGAGUCAAUAAGAGCGCAGCCGUUACAUUAUUUGGCGUUCAAUAUGUAUGCCAUUUUAUAUAUUGCUGAACUUGCAAAAUCUAUCGAGUUAGAUAUGUAUCCUGCCAAAAAAGAAAUUCUACAUAUAGCAGCACUUUAUAUGAUCAAGGUCUCCAAAGCAAAACAAAAGAUUGAUAUUACAGAAGCUGCAAGAUGUGUUGAAAUUAUAUGGAAAAGAGUAUGUGGUAAUGACUGCUGUAAAGAAUUUAUCGAUCUUUGUCAUAAUUGUGAGUUUGCUGAAAGAAUAAGCGGUCCGAAGAAUGCUGCAUGCGAGUGCUGGCUAUAA
Molecule: messenger RNA, 1200 nt
Organism: Rhizopus microsporus ATCC 52813
Lineage: Eukaryota; Fungi; Mucoromycota; Mucoromycetes; Mucorales; Rhizopodaceae
Product: chondroitin AC/alginate lyase
Exons: 4
Coding region: 1-1200 (399 amino acids)
Cellular component (GO): periplasmic space
Molecular function (GO): lyase activity
Source: RefSeq, a predicted model, not a curated record